Molecule: messenger RNA, 3756 nt
Organism: Diachasma alloeum
Lineage: Eukaryota; Metazoa; Arthropoda; Insecta; Hymenoptera; Braconidae
Gene: l(2)34Fd
Product: nucleolar protein 10
Exons: 14
Coding region: 131-3649 (1172 amino acids)
Biological process (GO): maturation of SSU-rRNA from tricistronic rRNA transcript (SSU-rRNA, 5.8S rRNA, LSU-rRNA)
Cellular component (GO): nucleolus; 90S preribosome; small-subunit processome
Molecular function (GO): protein binding
Source: RefSeq, a predicted model, not a curated record
ACCACGUGUUCUCGUGUCUCCAUGCGUCCGGAGCCCAUCAAACAGUCUUGGUUAUGCUCAACUCUUCAAUUAUGCUGUUGGAACAUAAAUAAAGGUCUCUCACCAAUUGCAACAAUUGGAACUAACGAAAAUGCAGGUCUCCAGCCCCAACAACGUGAAAAUCUACAACCUCAGUGCAGGAAAAACUCUUCCAGAGUGGCUGUCAGAGAGGAAAAGGAGGGCAUUGUUGAAGAAAAAUGUUGAAAUCAGAAGAAGUAUCGAACUCAUCCAGGAUUUCGACAUGCCUGGAGUCAGUACCUCGAUAAAAGUGUCCAGAGAUCUCCAAUAUGUCCUGUCGACUGGAAUUUACAAGCCCAGAGUCAAGUGUUUCGAUGUUAAUAAUCUCUCCUUGAAGUUUGAGAGGUGCUUCGAUUCUGAAGUCGUGACUUUUCAGAUAUUGUCCGAGGAUUACAGCAAACUGGUGUUCCUGCACUGCGACAGACACAUAGAGUUCCACGCAGCCCACGGGAAAUACCACCGCCUGCGAAUCCCCCGAUUCGGCCGAGACCUUGAGUACCACUACCCCUCGUGCGACCUCUUCAUAGUGGGAGUCAGCAACGAGAUCUACAGAUUGAACCUAGAGCGGGGCCAAUUCCUGAAGCCCUUCCUCUCGGAUUCCUCAGCGAUGAACAAGUGCAGCAUCAAUCCGGUGCACAAUCUCCUGGCGGUGGGGACGCAGGAGGGGAGGGUCGAGGCCUGGGACCCCAGGAGCAAGGAGAGGGUGGGAACGCUGGACUGUGGCUUCCACUGCGUCACCCAGGACACAAAGCUGGAGGGCGUCCCCUCGGUGACAGCCCUCAAGUUCCAGGGGGGACUCACGAUGGCUGUGGGCACUGCCACCGGACAGAUCCUCAUGUACGACAUCAGGAGCAGUCGACCUUUCAUUGUUAAGGACCACAUGUAUGGACUGCCCAUCAGAAAUAUCGAGUUUCAUGAUAAAAUGGAUCUGGUUUACUCCAUGGACAGCUCGAUUGUGAAGAUCUGGGAGAAGCAGACUGGGAAGCUUUACACGUCGAUAGAAGCCCAGAACGACCUGAACGACCUCUGCACCAUCCCCGGGACUGGAAUGCUGUUCCUAGCCAACGAAUCCCCGAAAAUGCAGACCUACUACGUCCCCAGUCUGGGUCCAGCCCCAAAGUGGAGUGGAUUCCUGGACACCAUCAUCGAGGAGCUCGAGGAGUCCAACUUCGACACGAUAUACGACAACUACAAGUUCGUGACUGACAAGGAGCUCGAGGAACUGGGGCUCACCCACCUAAUUGGGACGAAUCUCCUGAGGGCGUACAUGCACGGCUACUUCAUGGACGUGAGACUCUUCAGGAAGGCCAGGGACGUCAUCAAACCAUUCGCCUUUGAGGAUUACAAGAAGAAGAAGAUCCGAGAGAAGUUGAAUGAAGAUGCGAAGAGCAGAGUUCAAGUACAGAAACUGCCUGAGGUCAACAAAGAGCUGGCGUUCAAGCUCAUGGACACUGAAGCCGACAGCAAAGCCAAGAAGAAGAAGAGCAACGCUGCGACUAUCCUCAAGGACGACAGGUUCAAGGCCCUCUUCACGAACCCAGACUUCCAGGUUGACAAGACUUCGGUUGAGUUCAAUCUUCUGAACCCUGUGAUUUCCCAGCUGGAUAAGGGGAAGGCGAAGAGACUAAAGGAGAUCGAGAGGGAGGAGGAGGAGAGGAAGAGGGAACCUAACGCCUUCGAUGAGGAUAAAGAACAUAAUGGAAGUUCAGAUGAGGAAUUAUUACGCGACGAGUCAUCAGACGACGAGAAGACCUGGUCGAAGGAAGUGAAGAAGAAGUACAGAGAGCUGAAGAGAAAACGACGAGAAGAAGAAAUCGAAGAUGAUGACAACGAAAUUGAAGAGAAAGAGGAUGCUAAACAGGUGAAACAGCCCAAGUUCUACGAGAUCAAGGAGGGGGCAGAGUUCAGGGGCGGAAAGACUUACAUGAACAAGAGAAUAAAGACAAGUUUGGGGGACAGAUUAAACAGCGAGAAAUCUAAUGUGAGAGUCACCGGAUCGAGAGGAAAUAGGGAAAUGACUUUCUCCACUGGGAAAAAGAAAUUCGGAAAAUCGAGGGAUUCUUUCAAGCACAGGAGGGCUGACCAGAAGGGGCUGUUAAGACCUGCUGGCAAUAUUGGAAAGAAAAAAUAUAAAAUAAAUGUCCCUCACUUGGUCGUGAUGAUGGGAGGGAAAUUGAAGUCAUCGUUGACAGGAAUUUUGUUGAAAUAUUUGAGAAGAACUACAAAUUUCGAGGGGAGUGGUCCGGCGAAUGAAAAGGAGCUGUCGGGACGAUCGGAGGGCCCUGGAGACCCUAGAACUUCCGUUUUAUCGGAGUUGCAGAUGAGAAGUACAGAAAUAGGAUUCAUCACCGAAGUACCUGAUUACGAGAAUCUGAGUACAUCAGCUGUGCUUCAUUACUGCAAAUGUAAGAUACUCAUGCCGUAUCUGAGAUUACUGUGGGUGAUGGGACUGAGACCAACGAGCACAGAUUCAGAGCGUUAUUCCUGCUACUCGGUUCUAGCGAAUAUUCACACGGUCCAGGUGACCAUCUUCAUGUGCAUUGGAUACGUUCUGCAAUACAUGGCUUGUUUCAGGAGAGACAGAGGAUUCUGCUACAAACUCCUUCCCGUUCAAUAUGAAGAAGUAGAAAAUAUCACGAGAACUCGAGCCUACGAGCAGAUCUGCUACGGGAAUGCUGUCUUCAGCUAUCUCAUCCCCAGUGUUCUCCACCUGGUCGCCUAUCUCUACACAGUCUACCUGUUCAGGAUAAAGGAGAAUGAGCAGCUUCAGAACCUGAUGGAGAGGGCAUUUCUCCUCUCGUCGAACCCAGUGAACCGGGGAAACCAGAAGAAACUGGUCAAGAUCCUCUGGCUGUUCAUCGGCCUGUCCGUUGUCUGGAUGACGAUGGCACUUGUCACUGUCAACGUCCUCAUGGCCAGGGGCACCAUCCUCUUUCAAUGGUUGGAUCACAGUCCUGAACAAUUCAAGAAACUAUCGAAAGUUCUGCUGAUCAUCUGCACCCUGUGGCACGAUAUGGUACAGGGGACCAUCAUCACGAGCUACUGCCUCCAAGGACAAUUACUAGUAGCUCAUCUGAAUUUUCUCAAGGCUAAACUGCUGCAGAACACUCUCCCUGCACUAGACUGGAUGAAAGAAAUCCUCGAGUUUAAAAAGCUCCUGAAGUACUUGAACAACGACCUCGCCCCGGCUGUCUGCAUUUACACAGUGGUGAACCUCUCCUGGGCAGCAGCAGGCACAGCCUGGCUCCUCGAGUACGACACGAUAGACUCGACAGCCAGUCCAGUUCCCUACUUCAGCAUUGUCAACGUAAUCCUCUGGGUGCUGAUAGCAAUGGCUCCCUUCGUGCAAGCGGCCAGACUCACCACCGCCUGCUCCAUGAUCCAGAAUCUGGGGCACGAGGUCAGGGUGAGACCCUUCGUCUACCAGUCGACACCUGGGGAAGACCUCAACACCAUUCUCCUUUACACCUCUUCGUUGAAAAUGUGCGCGAGACUCUUCAGGGUGCCCAUCACUGGACGUUAUCUCUGUUUACUGCUCACUGUUUCCAGUAUUGUGCUCCUGGUCAUGGGACAAUGCCACUUCUUCUCGUGAAUCGGUGAUUAGGGGUUUUUAGGGGAGAAUUUUUGGAGGGGGAGUUUUUGGGAAUUAAGGCCCGGGUGUACUAUCUUUCGAACGUUAUCUCGAUGUUUUUUUUUCAU